Messenger RNA from Acomys russatus (golden spiny mouse), 3704 nucleotides. It is a transcript of the gene Grm7, whose product is annotated as glutamate metabotropic receptor 7. The coding region runs from base 240 to 3008 and encodes 922 amino acids. Gene Ontology annotation, molecular function: group III metabotropic glutamate receptor activity. Lineage: Eukaryota; Metazoa; Chordata; Mammalia; Rodentia; Muridae. Gene Ontology annotation, cellular component: membrane. Gene Ontology annotation, biological process: G protein-coupled glutamate receptor signaling pathway; regulation of synaptic transmission, glutamatergic. The transcript is spliced from 11 exons. The record is from RefSeq and is a predicted model, not a curated record.
GCAAGCUGGCGCGCGGGCCAGCGGAGCUACAGCGCCAGGUGCUAUAGGCUGACUGACGCCCUGGGACGCCCACCCCCACCCUCUCGCACUGCACCUCCUCGGGCUCAUCCACCCUCUGUGCCUACAGAAGUCCCCGGGCUUCCCCAAAAGGAGCUCACCUCGAGAAACCCGGACCUGGGAUUGCCCACCAGCAUCCCCUCCAGCGCCGCCACCGCCACGGCAACAGCAUCCAGAGCGGCAUGGUCCAGCUGGGGAAGCUGCUCCGCGUCCUGACUUUGAUGAAGUUCCCCUGCUGCGUGCUGGAGGUGCUCCUGUGCGUGCUGGCGGCGGCGGCGCGCGGCCAGGAGAUGUACGCCCCGCACUCGAUCCGGAUCGAGGGGGACGUCACCCUUGGGGGGCUGUUCCCAGUGCACGCCAAGGGUCCCAGCGGAGUGCCCUGCGGCGACAUCAAGAGGGAAAAUGGGAUCCACAGGCUGGAAGCAAUGCUUUAUGCCCUGGACCAGAUCAACAGCGAUCCCAACCUGCUGCCCAACGUAACGUUAGGCGCGCGGAUCCUGGACACUUGUUCCAGGGACACUUAUGCGCUCGAACAGUCGCUCACUUUCGUCCAGGCGCUCAUCCAGAAGGACACCUCCGACGUACGUUGCACCAACGGCGAGCCCCCGGUUUUCGUCAAGCCAGAGAAAGUAGUUGGAGUGAUUGGGGCUUCGGGGAGCUCCGUCUCCAUCAUGGUAGCCAACAUCUUGAGGCUUUUCCAGAUCCCUCAGAUUAGUUACGCAUCCACGGCUCCUGAACUCAGUGAUGACCGGCGUUAUGACUUCUUCUCUCGAGUGGUCCCACCUGAUUCCUUCCAAGCCCAGGCUAUGGUAGACAUUGUAAAGGCCUUAGGCUGGAAUUAUGUGUCUACACUCGCAUCCGAAGGAAGCUAUGGAGAGAAAGGUGUGGAGUCCUUCACACAGAUUUCCAAAGAGGCAGGUGGGCUCUGCAUUGCCCAGUCCGUGAGAAUCCCCCAAGAGCGCAAAGACAGGACCAUUGACUUUGAUAGAAUUAUCAAACAGCUCUUGGACACCCCCAACUCCAGAGCCGUCGUGAUUUUUGCCAACGAUGAGGAUAUAAAGCAGAUCCUUGCAGCAGCAAAAAGAGCUGACCAAGUGGGCCAUUUUCUCUGGGUCGGGUCAGACAGCUGGGGAUCCAAAAUCAACCCACUGCACCAGCAUGAAGAUAUUGCAGAAGGAGCCAUCACCAUCCAGCCCAAGAGAGCAACCGUGGAGGGGUUUGAUGCAUACUUCACAUCCCGGACACUUGAAAACAACAGGAGAAAUGUAUGGUUUGCUGAAUACUGGGAAGAAAACUUCAACUGCAAGCUGACAAUUAGUGGGUCUAAAAAAGAAGACACGGACCGCAAAUGCACAGGACAGGAGCGAAUUGGAAAAGACUCCAAUUAUGAGCAGGAGGGUAAAGUACAGUUUGUGAUCGAUGCUGUCUAUGCCAUGGCGCACGCCCUUCAUCACAUGAAUAAGGAUCUGUGUGCUGACUACCGGGGAGUGUGCCCAGAGAUGGAGCAAGCAGGGGGCAAGAAAUUGUUAAAGUAUAUCCGCAAUGUUAACUUCAACGGUAGCGCUGGCACCCCAGUGAUGUUUAACAAAAACGGGGAUGCUCCUGGGCGGUAUGACAUUUUCCAAUACCAGACAACAAACACAAGCAACCCUGGUUAUCGUCUCAUUGGACAGUGGACAGAUGAACUUCAGCUCAAUAUAGAGGACAUGCAGUGGGGCAAAGGAGUCCGGGAGAUCCCAUCCUCUGUGUGCACGUUGCCAUGCAAGCCUGGGCAGAGGAAGAAGACACAGAAGGGAACACCUUGCUGCUGGACCUGUGAGCCUUGUGAUGGAUACCAGUAUCAGUUUGAUGAGAUGACAUGCCAACAUUGUCCCUACGACCAGAGGCCCAAUGAGAACCGAACUGGCUGUCAGAACAUCCCCAUCAUCAAACUGGAGUGGCACUCCCCUUGGGCUGUCAUUCCUGUCUUCCUGGCAAUGUUGGGGAUCAUUGCCACCAUCUUUGUCAUGGCCACUUUCAUCCGUUACAAUGACACACCCAUUGUCAGGGCAUCUGGGAGGGAACUCAGCUAUGUUUUAUUGACGGGCAUCUUUCUCUGCUACAUUAUCACCUUCCUAAUGAUUGCCAAGCCGGAUGUGGCAGUAUGUUCAUUCCGGCGUGUCUUCUUGGGCUUGGGCAUGUGCAUUAGUUAUGCGGCCCUUUUAACAAAAACCAAUCGGAUUUAUCGCAUAUUUGAGCAAGGCAAGAAAUCGGUGACAGCUCCCAGACUCAUAAGCCCAACGUCACAACUGGCAAUCACUUCCAGUUUAAUAUCGGUGCAGCUUUUAGGUGUCUUCAUUUGGUUUGGGGUUGACCCACCCAACAUCAUCAUAGACUACGAUGAGCAUAAGACAAUGAACCCAGAGCAAGCCAGGGGAGUUCUCAAAUGUGACAUCACAGACCUUCAAAUCAUUUGCUCUUUGGGAUAUAGCAUUCUUCUCAUGGUCACAUGUACUGUGUAUGCCAUCAAGACUCGGGGUGUACCAGAGAACUUUAACGAAGCCAAACCCAUUGGAUUCACUAUGUACACAACGUGUAUCGUAUGGCUUGCCUUCAUCCCGAUAUUUUUUGGCACUGCUCAGUCAGCAGAAAAGCUCUACAUACAAACUACCACACUUACAAUCUCCAUGAACCUAAGUGCGUCAGUGGCGCUGGGAAUGCUAUACAUGCCGAAAGUGUACAUCAUCAUUUUCCACCCUGAACUCAAUGUCCAGAAACGGAAGCGAAGCUUCAAGGCCGUAGUCACAGCAGCUACCAUGUCAUCAAGGCUGUCACACAAACCCAGUGACAGGCCCAACGGUGAGGCAAAGACAGAACUCUGUGAAAACGUAGACCCAAACAACUGUAUACCACCAGUAAGAAAAAGUGUACAAAAGUCCGUAACUUGGUACACUAUCCCACCAACAGUAUAGCUUUUGACUGCUUUCUGAAAGGCCCUGCUGCAAAAAAGAAGUAUGUCAGUUAUAAUAACCUGGUUAUCUAACCUGUUCCAUGCCAUGGAACCACAGAGAAGGAAGACCGUCAGUUAUUCUGUCACCCAACCUGGCAUAGGACUCUUUUGGUCCUGCCCGCUUCCUGUCUCUGGAGGAGCUUCUCCAGCUGGGAGACCAAUGUUAGAGGAUCCACACAUCCUAAACAGCUGCUUUAUGAGACACCUUUACUUUAUCUUGGCUUAACAAGUCAUUGGCAUCAGCACUGCCAUCUGGCUGCAAUUCUGGACUCCCUAAGCAAGGGGAGAGUUGAGACUCAAGUCCCACCCGGCUCUUUUGGAUGAACCGCUGAGAGCCUCUGGACUGUUUUUUUUUGGGGGGGGGGCUGACUUGUCUUUCUACGUAUGUACUUCGAGGCUGCAAGGUUUUGAAAUUUUCUGUACAGUUUGUGAGGACAUUUGCACUUUGCCACUGCUCAAUGUUGUACCUCAGAUCACUGUUUGUUUUUGGAUGCCCUGUUUUCAUAGAACCUUAUCCUCUCAGAUGGUGGAAUCUAUGGGAAAAAUUAAAACAAGGAAUUAAAAAAAAAUCUUGGCAGACAUAAGAGAACAUAAACCCCCAUGCACAUCUGUAAGUGACUGUAUGGUUAUGAUUAUAGUACCACGGAAAAUCAUGUUA